UAUCUUCUUUUAAGAUAUAUUAGAAAUAAUUCUUUUAUAUAUAAAUUAAAUGUAAGGCCAUGUAUAAAUCUACAAAACCUAACUUAGCUAUAUCAUUGUUACGCCAUAAUAAUGUGAUAAAAUGACUAGUACUAAGGUUGUCGAAAUUGAAGUAAUAUCUAAUGAGAUUAUCAAACCUUAUUCUCCAACCCCAGAUGAUCUCCGCCAUUACAAGCUCUCUUUCCUCGAUCAAAUAUCACCCAAAGUUUAUAAUCCUUUACUCUUUUUCUAUGAACUUAAAAGUGAUGAUCCUAAUGAUGAUCAUUCUCACCACAACCUCAACAAUAAUAUGAUCAACCACCUCAAGAAAUCUUUGUCUAAGGUCUUAACCCAAUUCUACCCACUAGCCGGACGAUUCAAAGACGACCUAUUCGUCGAUUGUAACGACCAAGGAGUUCCAUUCCUCGAAACCAAAGUCAAAGGCCAAUCAUUUUCUGAAGCUAUCAAAGCUCCAAUCCCAAGCGACCACAACAAGUUCCUUCCAUUUAAACUCGACGAAGUAGGAGAGUUUGCCCUAGGGGUCCAACUCAACAUUUUCGAAAACGGGGGAAUCGCCAUCGGCCUAUGCACGUCCCAUAAGAUCGCGGACGCUUUGUCUUGCAUCAUGUUCGUCAAAACAUGGGCGGCCAUUGCUCGUUGUGACGACCAGACACAUGACACGAUAACACAACCCGAAUUCAUUUCGGCCACACUCUUCCCACCCAAGGAUAUGGGAUCUUAUAAUCAAAAUAUUGGCAUAACAAGAACAGACAUCAUAGCUAAGAGGUUUGUGUUCGACGCUAGGGCAAUAAAAGCUCUCAAAACGAAACUAAUUAGCGACGAGAUCAAAGCCCCCUCGCGUGUUGAGGCCUUAUCAUCUUUCAUAUGGAGUCGUUUUGUGGCCGCAACAUCCCCCAAUUCGGAGAAACUUCACAUUGUUAUUCACCCCGUGAAUCUACGGCCGAAAUUCGAUCCUCCUCUCGAAGAUCAUCAUUUUGGAAACUUUUAUAGGUCUGCCUUUACGGUUGUUCCUUCGUCCAGUGUUGGAGAAGAUUAUUGUGGUCGUGAGUUGGUGAAGCGUAUAAGAGAGGAAAUAAAGAAGAUUGAUAAGGAGUUUGUGGAGAAACUAAAAGAGGGUAAUGAAGAACAUUUUCAUAUGAUUAAGGAUAAUUGUAGUAGCUUCGUCAGAGGAGAAGUUGUUACGUUUGCCUUUACUAGUUUGUGUAGGUUUCAGGUUUAUGAAGCUGAUUUUGGAUGGGGUAACCCUACAUGGGUUGGGUGUCCUGCCCUAAAUUUUCAUAACGUGACUGCUUUCUUUGACACCAAAAUGGGAGAUGGAAUUGAGGCCUAUAUUAGUUUGAAACAAGAUGAUAUGGCUAAGUUGGAGGCUGAUAAUGAGUUUCAAACAUUUGUUUCUCCAAUAUUACUAUACUAAAUAUAUUGGGUACUAUUUUUUAUAACUAGCUAUAGUUAUUUAAUUAGGAGUGUUUACCUAAGAAAAUAGACGUUGGCAGGAUAUUAUUAUUAUAUAAUCUAGAAUAUGUUAAUUUGUCAGCUAAAAGACAAAAAAAAAAAAAAAAAAAAGUUUGUAAAACUUAUUAAGCUUUGUAGUACUGUUGUAUAUUUUAUUAAUUAUGACUGUCCAAAUAUAUAUUGCGCAAUGUGUGUGUGUU
Molecule: messenger RNA, 1691 nt
Organism: Cannabis sativa
Lineage: Eukaryota; Viridiplantae; Streptophyta; Magnoliopsida; Rosales; Cannabaceae
Product: stemmadenine O-acetyltransferase
Exons: 1
Coding region: 122-1453 (443 amino acids)
Source: RefSeq, a predicted model, not a curated record